UCGGCGAUCACGUCCGUCUACCGCGUCUACACGAACAAGGACACGGGCGAGGUGGCGGUGCUGCCUCUGGUGGCGCUCUGGAUCAGCUGCCAUCUCUGGAUGAUCUACGGCUACGUCACGAACGACAUCUUCCCUUUGCUCGUCACUUACCUAGUCGGAGAAGUGCUGGCAGCCUGCUACGUGGCUGUACAUUUCUGCUACACCAAGCACCGCGCCUACACGAUCAAGGCAGUGGCGUUCGCGCUGACGUUCACAGCGCUUGGAACGACGUACGCCGUGCUGGGGCGUGAGGGCGUGACGUACCAGAGUCUGAGCGCUGUCGGCAAUGUCAUGGACUGGAUCACAGCUGGAGGCAGCUUCCUGCUGUACACGUCGCCGUUCGAAACUAUCAAGCGCGUGCUGCAGACAAAGUCCGGCGCCUCCAUCCCCAUCGCGCUGUGCUGCGCCGGCCUCGUCAGCAACUCGCUCUGGGUUCUCUAUGGCCUCGUGGUGAGCGACAUGUUCGUCUUCGGGCUUGGUGUCUUCUGCACGACGUUGCCGCUGAUCCAGAUCAUUUUGUACCUCGUGUUCAAUCCCAACCGGAAUCAAGCGUUCGGCGUAGAGUCUUCAGAGACCAAGGAGCUCACAGACAUGAUCGCCUCUACCAGUAUUGAUCCUGGUGCUUCCACUUUGGAAUUUGCGAGCAGUGUUGCCGAUUUUCACGCAGCUCCAUCGCCUGCCUGA
Phytophthora sojae is the source of this 723-nucleotide messenger RNA. RefSeq lists its product as hypothetical. The transcript is spliced from 2 exons. The annotation marks the transcript as partial. Gene Ontology annotation, cellular component: membrane. Gene Ontology annotation, molecular function: sugar transmembrane transporter activity. The record is from RefSeq and is a predicted model, not a curated record. Gene Ontology annotation, biological process: carbohydrate transport. Lineage: Eukaryota; Oomycota; Peronosporomycetes; Peronosporales; Peronosporaceae.